CAGCGAGCAACGCUUUCAUGGGCUCCAUCUCACAGUUCAAUACCAUUUUCGUCGCCUUUUACUGCAUCUAAAAUUUUCCGUUGUUCAAGAAUUUUCUAGCUGUCUGCAUCUGAAUCUAUAACGAGACGACUUUUUCAGUGACUAGGUUUACCGAUGAGAUUGUAGCCUAAAUUUAGCUUAAUGCCUGCCUAUCUUUUCCCAUAACAAGUCGCUCUGGUAUCAGGCACCCCUGGUUUUUGCGUUUGCUCAAAUACACCAGAAGUUCCACCAACAGUCAUCCAACCUUCCUUCGCUUCACUGACUUUUUUGUUUUCUUUGUCUUUUCAGAACAAGGUGAAGAAGAAGACUAUGGCGAGGGAGAAAAUUCAGAUUAGGAAGAUCGACAACGCCACGGCGAGGCAGGUGACGUUCUCGAAGCGACGCAGAGGACUCUUCAAGAAAGCUGAGGAGCUCUCAGUUCUCUGCGAUGCAGAUGUUGCUGUUGUGAUCUUCUCCUCCACCGGCAAGCUCUUUCACUACUCUAGUUCAAGCAUGAAAAAAAUACUAGAAAGGCGUCAUUUGCACUCAAAAAACCUCUCGAAGCUGGACCAACCGUCUCUUGAGUUGCAGCUAGUUGAGGACAGCAACUACUCGAGUUUGAGCAAGGAGAUUACCGAGAAGACCCGUCAGCUACGGCAAAUGAGAGGAGAGGAUCUUCAAGGUUUGAAUAUCGAGGAAUUACAGCAACUUGAGACCUCUCUUGAAGCUGGGUUGACCCGUGUAACUGAAACGAAGUCACAGAUGAUGAUGGAUGAGAUCAUUGAUCUCGAAAGAAAGGGAAUGCAAUUAAUGGAAGAGAAUGAGCGUUUAAAACGUCAGGUGACAGAAAUGCCAAGUGAGGAAUGUUGUGUUGUGGAAGGUCAGUCAUCUGAGUCUGUCGAUAAUAUUUGCUGCACUGGGCAUCCUCAAGAAUAUGAUGUCAACUCAGACACGUCCCUCAGAUUGGGGCUACCAUAUUCUGGUUGAAGGAGAUUUCCAGGGUUGGAAAGCGUAGAGAAAAAGGAAGGAUAAAGUAGUUCCAUUCCCUUAAUUAAAUUGCAUUUGAACCUGUGCUAUCCUAAGAUUCUAUCUCUGCUAACUGCUAACCUAUAAUAGUACAAUAUGACAAGUCGAGAGGGUAUGGAUUGAG
Molecule: messenger RNA, 1168 nt
Organism: Neltuma alba
Lineage: Eukaryota; Viridiplantae; Streptophyta; Magnoliopsida; Fabales; Fabaceae
Product: MADS-box protein JOINTLESS-like
Exons: 9
Coding region: 349-1005 (218 amino acids)
Biological process (GO): positive regulation of transcription by RNA polymerase II
Cellular component (GO): nucleus
Molecular function (GO): protein dimerization activity; DNA-binding transcription factor activity; RNA polymerase II transcription regulatory region sequence-specific DNA binding
Source: RefSeq, a predicted model, not a curated record